AUGAGUAAAUUAUAUGAUGAUAGUGAUACUGAGGAUGAUUCUAAAAAAGAAAUUUCAAAUGUUACAAAAAUGAAUAAAUUAUAUGAUGAUGAUAGUGAUAUGGAAGAUGGUAAAAAAUCAAAUAUACAACUAAUUAAUAAAGAAGAUAAUAAAGAAACAACAACACCUAAACCAGCAAUGUUUAUUCCUCAACAAAUAAGUAUGGCUAUAAAAAGGGUUGCACCACCAAAAAAAAGUCAUAUAUCUAUAAAAAAAAGUACAUCUCAAAUAUUUAAAACUGAAACACCUAAUGGAGAUUUUAUUGAAAAAAACAAAGAAAUUCGUGCAAAAGUUCAAAAGUUUAUCAAAAGUAAUAAUAUUUCAGAUGCAAUUGGUGUACCUGAGGAAAGAAUAACAUAUUUUAUGGGUAAAAAAAUUAUCAAUGAAUAUGAUCCAUAUAAUUGGAACAGAUAUGAAGAUGUUGUUAAAAUGAAAGCACAAGAAAAAUUAGCUGAACUUGAAAAAGCACAAAAAUCUGUACCUGAAGCAAAAACAACUGUUACAAUUAAAAAUGUCUCUGAAGUAAUAAGAAAUGAAGAGAUAAAUGAAGAACCAGAAGUUCCAGUUAAAUCAUCAAAAUCAAAAAUGGGUGGUGUUGAUGUUGCUCUUCGUUAUAUUCAAAGUAAAGGUCAUGUUCCUGGAACUGGAUUGGGAAAAUAUAAUCAAGGAACAACAGAAAGUAUUGAAAUUGUUAAAUCACUUGAUGGGACAACAAUUUUGAAACAAAAUUAA
Molecule: messenger RNA, 771 nt
Organism: Strongyloides ratti
Lineage: Eukaryota; Metazoa; Nematoda; Chromadorea; Rhabditida; Strongyloididae
Exons: 2
Coding region: 1-771 (256 amino acids)
Source: RefSeq, a predicted model, not a curated record